Leptidea sinapis is the source of this 1101-nucleotide messenger RNA. RefSeq lists its product as uncharacterized. The coding region runs from base 92 to 1048 and encodes 318 amino acids. The transcript is spliced from 6 exons. The record is from RefSeq and is a predicted model, not a curated record. NCBI's taxonomy places the organism in Eukaryota, Metazoa, Arthropoda, Insecta, Lepidoptera, Pieridae.
GUACAAAAGAAGCGGGACUUCUUAUUUUUUAGCAAAAUAUGAUACAUUUUACUUUCGUUGCUCGUAAGUGUACAGAUAAUCCUACAAAAGCAUGGAAGCACAAGAUAAAAGCGAAUUAAGUGAAAGACUACAAAAUAUUUUAAAUAACCUAACGAAAUGCAAAUUCAAUUAUAUAAAUGGUAGCAAUGAGUGUUCAACAUUACGUGAAAUUAAUAUAAAAUUAGAAAGCGAGCUAAAGGAAACACGAGAAUUAGAAAAGUCUCAUCGUUAUCAAUUGCUUACAUCGCGUGAAAUGAUUGCUAAUUUACAGGAGACUGUUUCACAUCUCGCUUAUUUAAAGCGUGACGUGAAAAAGUUAAAAGAAGAAAUUUCUUCUAAGGAUUCUGCUAUUGUUAUAAUAGAACGGGAAAAAGAAACUAUUCGCCACAAGCAUGAUGAAGUCUUAUCCGAAUUACAAAAAGAACAUGAUAAACGGUUGCAAAAGUUAAUAGAUGAAAAUGAAAGGAAAGUUCAACAGAUCCAAGCUGACUCCGACACCCAUGUAGCUCAACUGACAAACCUCAUUGAAGAGUUACGUAGCAAGCAAAAAGACAUGGAGCGUGAACAUCGAGACCAGAUAAACGUAGUAGUGUUGGAGUAUGAAGAGAAGAUUCAACGCAGUGCGGCACAAGUUGUCCAGCUACAGGAGCAACUUUCGAGGGAAUCUUCAAUAACCAACGCUACCAUUCAUGAAUAUCACCGCAAAUUGAAAGAAGUAGAAGAAAAACUAAAACAGAGUCAGUUCAAGGAAUACUUGGCACAAAGUACAUGCCCUUCUCAGUACGAAAACAAAGUAGAACGGCCGUAUUCUGUAGAACCCAAUUCGUCAUACUCUGUUGAAACAUCCGCCUUUGGUAAUCAAACAUCCCAUAUGCCUAUAAACAAAGGGCCUGCACAAAACACACUGCAAGUCAUGUACUACGAUGGCAAGACAAGAAAGAAUGACAAAAAAAGCUCCUUUAAUAUUACCAAGAAAAGAAAAUUAUACAGCGGGGAAAGAUUAGACUGAUCUUAAUGCUUUAUAAUAUUUUGUGUUGUAAUGAGUAGAUUCUAUUAUAUUUU